Molecule: messenger RNA, 1291 nt
Organism: Sinocyclocheilus anshuiensis
Lineage: Eukaryota; Metazoa; Chordata; Actinopteri; Cypriniformes; Cyprinidae
Product: ubiquitin domain-containing protein 1-like
Exons: 4
Coding region: 101-844 (247 amino acids)
Molecular function (GO): protein binding
Source: RefSeq, a predicted model, not a curated record
UUAGACUAGCGAGAGAUAAAGAGCAGCUGAGGCGGGUUUGAGACGCGUGUGUUUUGAUAUACAACAAAGCGAGCAUGGAGUAAUCUAUAAAGUCUCGCUGAUGCUGUUUUAUUCUUUCAGACCGGAUUUAAGAGUUCGGGAUAAAGCUAAUGCUCUGGCUAGCCGCGUCAUGGGAGGCUGCGUGGGGCGCGAGAGCUCGGAGUCACGUGGACACGGCUCGAGGAAGCGCGGAGGUCGUAAUGAGCCACUGAAGAAAGACAAGCUCAAGUGGAAGAGCGAUUAUCCCAUGACGGAGGGCCAGCUCCGCAGUAAGAGAGAUGAGUUCUGGGACACGGCUCCAGCGUUCGAGGGCCGGAAGGAGAUCUGGGAUGCCUUGAAGGCCGCCGCUGUGGCUCUGGAGUGUAACGAUCACGAACUGGCUCAGGCUAUCGUGGACGGAGCCAACAUCACGUUACCACACGGAUCCCUGACCGAGUGUUACGACGAACUCGGAAACCGUUACCAGCUACCGGUUUAUUGCCUGGCUCCGCCGGUCAAUCUGAUUACCGAAAGAAGUGAAGACGACCUGUCAGACAACCCCGAGCCACCGACCACACAGAAGAAAGAGUUCCAGCUGAAAGUACGGCUCUCCACCUGCAAAGACGUGCGUCUAAACGCCAGCAUGACCGACACCAUCGGCCUGCUCAAAAAACAGCUGCAAGCUCAGGAGGACAUCGACCUGGCCCACCAGCGCUGGUUCUUCUCCGGGAAGCUCCUCACAGACAAGACCCGCCUGCAAGACACCAAGAUCCAGAAGGACUUUGUUAUCCAGGUCAUCGUGAACCAGCCCACGCCGAACCACUAGGAUGGACUACAAAGGGUUAAAGGACCAAACCACAGCAGCUGAGAGAACGUCGAACCGCAACACGUUUAGCACAAAACUGAAUCGAGAACAUUGAGCAACUUGAUCCUGCUGUUUUAAAAUGCUCUGGAGGGAAAAAAUCUGUGAACAUCUGGAGAAACAAAUAAACCAAACGCAGUGGAUCAGCGUGAAUUUGGCAGCGACGCACACUGAUUCGAGUCUCUUGACUGCAUAUCCCGCAAAACGGUCCUCUGAAAGCGAUCUCUCCCCUUUUAAGAUAAUCGAACUUGAGCUUCAUUUUGCACACUUGAGUAUCUUAGAAUAGUCGUGCCUUGAAAGAAGAGUAAAUGCUGGCUUUAUUUCGCUUACGAGGCACGUUCGGUUACUUUCACUCGCUUUGUACACAGAAAAAUAAGGGGCCAGAAUUGUACCUUUUGGGGUACAACAGCU